AUGGUGGUGGAUACUCUAGUUUAUCAUCCUACUCUCAAGAAGCUAAUCAAAUACUUGGACACUACCGCUGGUAGAGAAAAAUCAUUCCGUCUUGUUCAAUACCUUGUUAGAUUUCUAUCCUAUUAUGCUGCUCAAAAAGGUGCAUUGGAUUUAGCCAAAUUAUUCAAAGCUUUACAAAAUCAAUCCACUUUUAUUAGAAAAGGUUUAAGAUUCUUGAAACCUUUAAAUCAUAUUCAAGAUGCUGCUAAAGCAUUUGAUAAUAAAUUAUCAGAUCCAAUCAUUAGAGCCACAGUUGUUUUGAAGAAUUUAGCUUAUGUUGGUUAUUUAUCAUUAGAUUCAGUUGCUUGGUUGAAAUUAUUGGGAUUAGUUUCAAAUAAAUCAUUUGCUAAAGCUCCAAAAUAUGCCAACUGGUUUUGGUUUAUUGGGUUAGUUUCCGGUUUAACUAAUGAUUUGAGAAAGAUUUCAAUCACCACAAGUAAAUUACAAUCUUUGGAUGAAAAAGAUGCUGAGAAAUCAAAAGCCAUCGAAUUGGAGAAAUUCAAAGCUACAAAGAGAUUAGUUUGGGAUUCAUUUGAUUUCUUUAUUGUUUUAAACAAUUUGAAAUUCCUCAAUUACGACGAGGGAUCCAUCGGUUUGGCUGGUACCAUUACAUCACUCUUUGGUGUUCAAGACAUCUGGAGCAAUACAAAGAUCUGA
Molecule: messenger RNA, 696 nt
Organism: Hansenula anomala
Lineage: Eukaryota; Fungi; Ascomycota; Saccharomycetes; Phaffomycetales; Wickerhamomycetaceae
Gene: PEX11
Product: Pex11p
Exons: 1
Coding region: 1-696 (231 amino acids)
Biological process (GO): peroxisome fission; regulation of peroxisome size
Cellular component (GO): peroxisomal membrane
Source: RefSeq, a predicted model, not a curated record